This is a messenger RNA of Cucurbita moschata (crookneck pumpkin), 1742 nucleotides long. Its product is annotated as transcription factor bHLH57. Gene Ontology annotation, biological process: guard cell differentiation. The record is from RefSeq and is a predicted model, not a curated record. NCBI's taxonomy places the organism in Eukaryota, Viridiplantae, Streptophyta, Magnoliopsida, Cucurbitales, Cucurbitaceae. The transcript is spliced from 4 exons. The coding region runs from base 448 to 1461 and encodes 337 amino acids. Gene Ontology annotation, molecular function: DNA-binding transcription factor activity; protein dimerization activity.
GGCGUGAAGAAUUUGUCGUCUCUCUUUUGGCUUGUGAAGCAGAGAGGGAAGCGGAGAGAGAGAGAGAGAGAGAGACGUAGAGAGAGUCCCCACAACUGUGUCUCCGCUGCUCGACAAAACUGUCACCGCCAACACUUCAUCUUCCUCUUCUCCCUCCGCUCCUCCUUCCCAACCCCUCAACACCGCUCACCUUCAAGCUUUCAAUCAACCUCUCUCUGUUCUCUUCUUAUUCUCUCUUCUCUUCCCUUUGCAUUUAAUAUUAUUCCAUAAACAGCAUCAACUGCUCCAGAAAUGAAGGAAUAUGUUCUGAUAUGGGGUCUCCUUCUGCUCUUUCGGGUUCUCAUUUAAUGAUUGUGGAAUGUAUGUUCCUUUCCUUUCCCUACGGACUACACUCCUAGAUUACCAUCCUCUGCUCUCCCCUGUUCUGCUCUGUUCUUCUCUUCAAAUAUGGAAAGGCUCCAAGGACCCAUUAAUCCUUCUUUUUAUGGUGCCUGUUCUGACAUGGGUUGCUCCAGACAAGAACUCUCGAGCUUGGAAUUUGAUGAAUUUGACGAAGCGUAUCUGUUUACGUCCAGUUUGGAUGAGAAAAUGCCGUUUCUUCACAUGCUGCAAUGUGUGGAGGAGCCAUUCAAGGAGCCUAGCUUUCAGAACUUGCUGAAGCUGCAGCAGCACUUAAGCAAUGACAAACCAUGGAAACAGGAAGUUAACUCGGCUUCGUGUAGAGUGAGUCCAGAGUGCAACCAAAAUGGAGGGUUAUGCAGGACCCAAAUGGAAAAUGCUCCUCUACCCACUAAGGAAAGAAGGAAACGGAAGAGAUUGAGACCAGCUAAGAACAAGGAAGAAGUGGAGAGCCAGAGAAUGACCCAUAUCGCCGUCGAGCGCAACCGGCGACGCCAAAUGAACGACCAUCUCAACGUUAUCAAGUCCCUCAUACCCACUUCCUACAUACAAAGGGGUGAUCAGGCUUCCAUAAUUGGGGGCACAAUAGACUUCGUGAAGGAAUUGGAGCAGCUACUUGAAUGCUUGGAAGCGCAGAGGAAAGAAAGGAAAGGAGAAGGAGAAGGAGAUGAAGAAGGGUCACCCACAUCCUCCUCGGCCACGGGAAUGGCCUCAAAUGGGAGAAUAGGAGAAGGGGUUUGUGCAGAGGUGAAGUCAGAGGUGGGAGAGAUAGAGGUGACCAUGAUUCAAGCCCAUGUGAACUUGAAGAUAAAAUGUCCCAAAAGGCAAGGCCAAUUGCUGAAAGCCAUUGUUGCAUUGGAAGAUCUUAGGCUCAGUGUUUUGCACCUCAACAUUAGUACUUCACAAGCCACUGCCACCGUGCUUUACUCCUUCAAUCUAAGGAUAGAAGAUGAAUGUAAGCUGGGAUCAGCGGUGCAGAUUGCAGGAGCAGUUCAUGAAAUAUUAAGUUUCAUAAGCGAUGGCAGUCAAGUCAAUGACGUGAAGGGAAAUUUCAGGCAGUAGAGUGGCAGUGGCUGACUAUGGAAGGCUCUUGCCAUGCCUUGCCUUGCCUUCCCAAAAGGAAAACAAAGAAGAGCAAAUAAGGAUGAGUGUGUGGGUGUGUGUGGGCUGUGGGAACCUCGAUUAGUGUUGUUUGGUGUACCGCAGAUGGGUUGGUCAGAGUGGCAGGGAAGAUGAUGUUUACAGGUUUAAAAAAAAAAGUGGCUGUCGUCUCCUCAUUUACGCAAAUCCACAAAUGUUCAACAAAAUAAUUUCAAUGUUAAUACAAUUUUCUUCUUCUUGUU